CUACGAUUAGCCCACAAGGACUAGGCUCCUGUAUCAGAAGCGCACCAUUACUCAAAUCUUUUCACAAGCAAAGAGAUAUUUACAGGUAGCGAUGCGUAUUGCAUGAAUACCCAUCUGCCAUUCAAAUCAGUUCACACCUAUCCCCAGACAUACAGCAAGCACCACCCCGCUCCUCGACAUUUUCCAGCAUCCAUCGAUCGCGACUCUACUACCUACCUAUGGAUUGCUCGCCGACUGGAUCUACAGUCUUUACGAGGCACACGGUUCUGUUACGGAGUCGUGUUGGUACCUGCAUCACCAAGCUGGGCCUUUCCCUCAGAAGCGAAGCGGUCGUGGCGGAACAGAAUUCACGCCAUUAUUGCACUAAUGAUUAGUAUCUGUUUCUCCAGUCUUUCGUCCCUCUCGUACGGGUAUGGCUCCCGCUUAGUGCUGGCGAUAUGUUCUCUUUUGGACUUUCUCUCCGAACUAGCAUCACCGGUGCUAUUGAUAGGGGAAUAACGCUGCAGACGCGCACGUUGACGCGCUCGUGAACUAAAAGCCUACCAACUCGGAUCUGGAAAACCAAAUCACUCGUGCUCUCAACAGCUUCGUCCCGGCUCCCCCGCUAGGUCGCGCAACUUCUAGAAGUACAUAUUGUACUUCACCAAACUAGCAAGGUGAAACAUCAAAGAACCACACACACCAUUCGUAGAAACCUUGUUCCUUUGCUGCUAUUCAGCGUCGCGCCAUGGAAGUAGUGGAAUAAAUUGACUGUCGCUUGUGUCAAACCAACAAUACGCGCUUGUCUC
This is a messenger RNA of Aaosphaeria arxii CBS 175.79, 788 nucleotides long. RefSeq lists its product as uncharacterized. The record is from RefSeq and is a predicted model, not a curated record. Lineage: Eukaryota; Fungi; Ascomycota; Dothideomycetes; Pleosporales. Bases 103 to 498 code for a protein of 131 amino acids. The transcript has a single exon.